GUCAAUUGCAGGCCAUGUUUUUCUCUCGAGGGCCUGGCGCUCUCUGUGCCUACAGACGAGUCAGCAUUUUCCCAUCCUGGUCACAUCGGCGCCUGGCCACCAAGGCCUACGACCCCCUUCGUAUCCUCUUUUGCGGAUCUGAUGAGUUCAGCAUAGCUUCCUUGAAAGCUCUCCAUAAAGAGCAUGUGAAGCGGCCGGAUCGGAUUGCCUCAAUCGACGUUGUCUGCAGGCCUGGUAAAAGGGUUGGCAGAGGACUGAAGCAAAUCCGCGAGGUUCCCAUAAAAGCGGUUGCGACGGACUUAUCCCUUCCGAUUCACGAGAUCGAUACCUUUACAGGCUGGACGCCGCCUAUACUGCCUGCCGGUCCGAUUAACCUGAUUGUUGCCGUCUCCUUUGGGUUGUUCGUCCCUCCGCGACUUCUCAAUGGCGCAAAGUAUGGGGGUCUGAAUGUUCACCCUUCUUUGCUUCCCGACUUCCGGGGCCCCGCACCGCUACAUCACACACUAUUGGCCGGUAGAACUCGGACCGGCGUCACCCUCCAGACGCUACAUCUCAAGCACUUCGACCACGGUACUAUUUUAGCACAGACUCCGGCCCCCGGUUUUGACAUACCCGAUCCAGACUCAUGCACAGUACCCGACUUACUGGAUCUCGUCUGUCCGAAGGGCGCAGAUAUCCUCGUUGAUGGUAUCCGGGAGGGGUUGUUCGUGAGACCCGUGAAGGAUGCAGGCUGGAGAUCUUCUGAAGGAGACGGGCCGUUGAUCCAUGCCGCCAAAAUCAAGCCGGAGGACCGGCAUAUUGAUUGGGCAAACUGGUCGUGGCUGGAGCUUAGCAGAAGAAAUCGCGUGCUAGGUCCGCUCUGGAGCAAGGCUCUGGUUGCUACCAACACUUCUAGCGAAAGUUCUUCUUUCCAACAUCGGCGGGUUAUUUUCACGGAAUUCGAAGAAGCGUCGCCGCUCAAAGGCUGUGACAAGUUCGCCGUUGUCCCAGGCUUGCCGUUCGUGGAUGGCACGCAUCCCAUCGAGUCAGCGAAGGGGAAAGGCGUCUAUGUGUUUACACGGGAUGGAAAGCUCGUCAAGGUACACCAGAUGAAGGUGGAAGGACAACAGAAUGCCGACGCUCUUCGUGCCGCUCUGAAGGCUCGGAUGGUUGGCGAUCGCACGUUUUACUCGGGUGAUGUGGGAUAUACGCCGUUCUACAACCCCCUUGUGUAGGGGUCGGGUGAUGAAAAGCUAGCCGUUCUUUGUUCCAUAUUGCUAACGUCAUGAUACCGGUCUUUAGCACUCUUAAUAUCAACCCGUUCCAGUGCCCGACGCCACU
Molecule: messenger RNA, 1320 nt
Organism: Aspergillus ibericus CBS 121593
Lineage: Eukaryota; Fungi; Ascomycota; Eurotiomycetes; Eurotiales; Aspergillaceae
Product: methionyl-tRNA formyltransferase
Exons: 4
Coding region: 15-1214 (399 amino acids)
Biological process (GO): conversion of methionyl-tRNA to N-formyl-methionyl-tRNA; biosynthetic process
Cellular component (GO): mitochondrion
Molecular function (GO): methionyl-tRNA formyltransferase activity
Source: RefSeq, a predicted model, not a curated record